Molecule: messenger RNA, 1347 nt
Organism: Rotaria sp. Silwood2
Lineage: Eukaryota; Metazoa; Rotifera; Eurotatoria; Philodinida; Philodinidae
Source: the annotation of a GenBank genome assembly
AUGGUGCUUAACAACAGUACCGAUCGAGCAUUAACUCAUGAAGAAAAGAUUACUCGUGCUGAAUGUUAUUGGGCCAUGGCAACAGCACAACUUGGCUUUAGUUAUGAUUCAUCACAAAAUAUUCCUGAAUUAUUUGCGUCAAUGUUUCCUGACAGUAAAGUAGCUGCCGAUUAUGCGAUGAAAGAUCGUAAGCUUUCGUAUGUAGUAUCACAUGGAACUGGUUAUUUUUUUAUUCGUGAACUCAUUAAAGAUGUACUUAAAGCUCCUGCCUACUCGUUACUUUUCGAUGAAACAACUAUUGUUGGAGUACGAAAGCAACUGGACUUACAUAUUCGAUACUGGAGCGAAUACCAGCAGGGUGUCGUAACACGAUAUUGGAAAAGUAUUAUGCUUGGGCAUGCGACUGCUGACAUUAUCAGUCACCAUUUACUCGAUUCAUUGAAAUCUGAUGGGCUGGAUUUGUCUAAACUUCUUCAUUUGGGUGAGUUAAUACUUUCUUUUAUAUACUAUAGACUCAUUUCUGUUGUAACAGGUAGGGAUAAUCCUAAUGUCAAUAAAGCGGUUGAAGCUAUGAUAGAGAAGGAAGUGCGAUCUGCCCAAGAGAAAAAAACAGGAAAUUCAUCAAGCAAAGGUUUACUUCCAAUUGGACCUUGUCCACUUCAUAUUAUUCACAAUGCUUUCAAACGAGGUUUUAGUCAAAACGACUGGCAAAUUGAAGAUAUUUUAUACGACUUUUGGUUUUUUUUCUCUCGAUCAUCAGUUCGGCGUGAAGAUUACUUGAAAGUAGUGGAAACUAUUGGCGUAGGCGUUGGUCGAUUUGUGAAACGCUUCGUGAUCACUCGGUGGAUCGAAGUAGGUCCAGUUAUUGAACGGAUAAUCGAUCAAUGGCCGAUUCUCAUCGAAUAUUUCCUCGUGUAUUUACCAAAGAUUGACAAAAAAAUUAUAAAUAAUGAUAGAUGGAAACGAAUCCAAACUCAACUCGAACAAAAGAAAACACUCGUUCGCUUCCAUUUUAUUCUCUACGUUUAUCGACAUAUAUUCUCAAAACCUCUGACCUGGUUACAACAAAAGCAACCAUUGAUUCAUCUGCUAUUCGAAGAGUGCAGUAAUCUAUUUCGCAAUAUACUGAUAAGUUUUAUUAAAGAUGAUUUAUUGACAAACAAAACUGUAAAACAACUGCUCUCGAUUUCUUUCGAUUCUCAAGCUAAUGAAAAACCAGAUUCGAAACUCGAAAUUGGUGAAAUCACACGCAAUGAACUUCAAGAAAUGCCAACAAAUGAAAAAAUCACAUUUAUGCAAGAUGUUCGCGAUAUUUACAAAACUAUUGCUGUAAGUACCAAUCCUUAA